Durusdinium trenchii is the source of this 828-nucleotide messenger RNA. Lineage: Eukaryota; Dinophyceae; Suessiales; Symbiodiniaceae. The record is from the annotation of a GenBank genome assembly.
AUGGAUCACGAGUCGUCAACGGUGCGCCAUCGGGUGGUGCUGGGUGACACUGUGCAGUUUGCGAUCCCGUCCAAAGAAGGAGAAGACGAUCCUCGAACGCCGGAUCCACCCGAAGAGAACACAGAGUUUGAAGGCUCUGGAGGUUCUUGGGGCACCUCGAAAGGAAGCGGUUCUGCAGGUGUGUCUUCCGGAAGUGCUCCAGGUGCGCACCGACGACAAAGCGCUGGUCAUCCAGGCCCAUCCCCAGCCUUUCUGGCCGUGGUGGAGCAACUGGUGCAACAACACCAGGUCGAGCUCACGCUGGCCAAGACGCAGAGUCGCAAGAUGAAGAGCUUUGAUCUCCCGGCAGCAAACACACAAGAUAUGGAGCGCCUGGUGUCGUGCUCGUCCAAUGCCUAUGGAUCAUACGGUCGCAAGUCCGAGGGCUCCCAGCAUUCCUUGAAGUCGGGGUCGCAAGGCUCUCUGCCCAAGGGGAUGUUGCAGCGCAGCGGAACGGUGGCCGCCAAGGUCAUGUGUGAAAGGAACCAUGACCUCAAAGAGCUCAACGCGAGUUUGCUCCUGGAAGCCUUUGAUGAGAAGGCUCUAAUCGAAGAAGAGCAGGAAGAGAGGAAGAAGGACCGCUUGAGCUAUGCGAAGACCAACGCCUCGUUCGCGACCUUCGACUGGGAUGAGAUGGAGAAGGAAACUUGGUUCACCAGGUGUCAAAUCUUUUUGCAAUCCACUCGCUAUGAGUUUUUGAUUGCCGCAGCUGCUCGGCUGGCAAUGCGGUCCGUGCCGAAGAUCUCCCAGGGUGAGGAGGUUUUCGACGGAGUUCAUGGUGAAGAGUAA